Pseudoliparis swirei is the source of this 1128-nucleotide messenger RNA. It is a transcript of the gene cdkn2c, whose product is annotated as cyclin-dependent kinase inhibitor 2C (p18, inhibits CDK4). Bases 611 to 1090 code for a protein of 159 amino acids. Gene Ontology annotation, cellular component: nucleus. The record is from RefSeq and is a predicted model, not a curated record. NCBI's taxonomy places the organism in Eukaryota, Metazoa, Chordata, Actinopteri, Perciformes, Liparidae. Gene Ontology annotation, molecular function: cyclin-dependent protein serine/threonine kinase inhibitor activity; protein kinase binding. The transcript is spliced from 4 exons. Gene Ontology annotation, biological process: regulation of cyclin-dependent protein serine/threonine kinase activity; negative regulation of cell population proliferation.
CGGCCUCCCACAGCUCAAUCUGCACUUCAAAUGAACCACACUUUGUGACGCGAUUGGUAUUUUGGAAUGUUUACUGUGUUCGCCUCUUCAGCCGAUAUCGCGAAUUUGGAAAUAAAUUCAAGCGGACGUCGGUUCCUGGAGGACGGUCGUAUGAGUGGCUGACUCUGAAGAAUGACUUGCAUUUAAAAUCCCCCACCCCCCGACCCCCAUAACCAAUCCUACGGAUCACUGACGUUACAAUUCAGCAUUUGGCCCAGAUAUCAUCCAUCAGAUCAUUAGACAGUCAGAGUUGUGAGUAUAGAUGGUGCAACACGUGGAAAAAACAUUGUUUCCAUACUAUUAUGACCAGCAAUGCACCUUAGUAAAUCAACAUUGAAUAUCCCAGUCAAUCAGAGGUGGUCGAAUUCAAUAGAAGCUACUUUAUUUGAACAGGAGCAGGGUAAUAAUUCGGGUCAAGCCACUUAUUGGGUGAAAGGGGGAGGUGUCUAUGAGAUAUUUGAGCUGACUUCCAUUUUGGGCACCAUGUGUGCACACCACACAGCAUCAGCAACCUUGCUUCAGACAAUACAACUUUUUAAAAAAAAGAUAAAAUAAAGAUUUAUUUUUAAGAAUGGCUGACCAACUCUGCAAUGCCUCUGCCAGUGGAAACCUACCCAGAGUGUUGGUGUUACUGCAAAGUGGAGCACAUGUUAAUGGGUUAAAUAAAUACAACAGGACUGCACUGCAGGUGGUGAAGUUGGGGAACGCCGCCGUGGUCCAGGCUCUCCUCCGGGCCGGGGCAGACCCCAACCUCCGCGACCCGGUCUGCGGUCUCACCGCGAUGCACGACGCCGCGCGCGAAGGAUUCGUCGAGUCUGUGCGCGCGCUGGUGGACUACGGGGCAGAUCUAAACAUCGUGGACGAGCAGGGUAACCUACCGCUCCACCUGGCCGCCAGAGAGGGACAUCUGGAGGCGACCCAGAUGCUGAUCGGACGCACCGCGGACCCGCGUGGCCCCAACGGCCUAGGAUACACCGCCGGGCAGCUGGCGCACAUCCACAAGAGGGUGGAGUGUGCCAAAUACAUCCACGACUACUUGAGCUCCCACUAAAGGGAUGAAGAGGAUGAAGAUAAAACCUUCUUAUGAGU